Molecule: messenger RNA, 703 nt
Organism: Megalops cyprinoides (Indo-Pacific tarpon)
Lineage: Eukaryota; Metazoa; Chordata; Actinopteri; Elopiformes; Megalopidae
Gene: gtf2h5
Product: general transcription factor IIH, polypeptide 5
Exons: 3
Coding region: 82-297 (71 amino acids)
Biological process (GO): nucleotide-excision repair; transcription by RNA polymerase II; transcription initiation at RNA polymerase II promoter
Cellular component (GO): transcription factor TFIIH core complex; transcription factor TFIIH holo complex
Source: RefSeq, a predicted model, not a curated record
UGCAUUUCGCACAGUGACCACAACAAGGCAUCGGAUAGGUACCAGUGACGCUCUUCGUUUGGACUCGUCGCAGGCUGAAAGAUGGUCAAUGUUCUGAAAGGAGUUCUCGUUGAAUGUGACCCAGCAAUGAAGCAGUUUCUCUUGUACUUGGAUGAGACAUCUGCUUUGGGGAAGAAAUUCAUCAUCCAAGAUCUGGACGACACACAUGUCUUCAUUCUAGCAGAAGUUGUUCAAAUUCUGCAGGAGAGAGUGGGAGAGCUGAUGGACCAGAACUCAUUUCCCAUUACCCAGAAAUAAAGGAACAUGGCAUUCUACAUUGGAGAACGUUUUUUAACGCUGGCAGUUUGAGUUUUCUUAAGAGCAGACAUUUGAGUAAUGGGGUUUAUCAUAUGUGGACUUGUCAUUGAAAUGUUUCAGGCCUAUUGAAUUUAUGAUUUCAAUGCCACACCACUGUAAUCCAGUUUUAUUUUACCAGAAUGGGUGAUAUGUUGGAUUUACUUUGAAGACUAUAUUGAUGUUUCUGAUUCCUUGCUGCUACUGAACACAGACAGAAUUCAAUGCUACAUAUUAGUAUCUAGUAAGCUUAUUUUAUCAUGGCUUAAUAGCAGAAUACAAAUUAUUUGUGAAAGUCCAAGGAGCUGUAUUGUUCAUUAUUGAUUUUGCUUAUGUGAAAUAAAAUUGUCAUUUUCUGUUCCGUGUUUCA